Messenger RNA from Lachancea meyersii CBS 8951, 1581 nucleotides. The record is from the annotation of a GenBank genome assembly. Lineage: Eukaryota; Fungi; Ascomycota; Saccharomycetes; Saccharomycetales; Saccharomycetaceae.
AUGUCAAUCAGUGAGAUUGUUACACUUAACAAUGUCGCAUCCUUACUUUGCGGUUAUCCUGGUGGAAAAGAGCUCUUUGAAGCCAUCAUUCCAUUGUUAAGCUCGAUAGUUUUGAAGUCAUCGCAUGAUGCGAAUUAUCGUGAUUCCUUGGCUAAAGAUGAAGAGCUAUGGAGUGCAAUCGGUAGAUGCUCUAGGUUUGAGCAAUUUUUGACGAAUUAUGGUGGGAAAAUGGAGCUGCGAUUUUGGCAUUUGAGGACCUUCAGAGGAGUUGUAUUGUUGGCUCGGAAUUUGUGCGUCUCGAAUCAGGAACUCCCGCAAAAUUUGAUGCUUCAAUACCAGUUUUUUAGGGCAUUUAACAGCUUUAAGGAAGGAUAUCAGUACGAUGAAAUGGAACUGUCGCUUUUCAAGACCUUGACCGAAUUUUUCUGCAAUGUAACGUCAAAAUCUGUUGUUUUUGACAAGUCUUGCAUUCAAGAUGUAACGCAAUUUCUAUGUUAUCCUAUUGCUCAAAAUAAAGCAGAUGAUGUGAUUCUUUCUUAUACAAUGCUACUUCGAAAUUUGGUAGCACACGACGAUUUUGUUUAUCAUUUUCUUAAGACAGACGAGGCAACAACUGUCCUUCACGAUUUCCUACUGGCGAAAGUUUGCCAAGAUCAUACUAACAUUCCUAAGAUGAUAAAUGACAAACAUGGAGAUAACACUGAGCUUUCAGUACUAGGAGGGCUGGUUAUGUCUAUCUUUAUGAGAUUAUGCUCUCACGAAUCUUUCGCACCUUAUGUGGCAGAUGUUGAGAAAUCUGAUCAGGACAAAUUCAUGGAUUUCUUGAACUUAUCACAUCUGGCAACUACCAGCUCUGAAAACUGGAACAAUUUUCAGCUCACAGGUAUCAUGACAUGGUGUUUCAGACUCUUGGAAUCGCUUGCAGCAGAUGUGCAGGCAUAUUUCGAUAUCAAUGAUGAGAACGAGAGCCGUGCAAAAUUCUUGCACGAUAGGCUACUAAUAGUGCUCGACAUUUUGACUAAGUUGACUCAAUACGAGCACGUUCGUAAAUUCAUGGUUUUUUACAAAGGAGUAGAAGUACUUGUCCGUCUAUUGCAUUUAUUUCAAGAAAAGCUACUGAGGCUGAACAUUUUGCAGCUCACGGGCCAAAAUGCAUCAACGCUAAAGGUUACAUUUAGCAACGGCGUACAAAUCUCUGACAGUGCCCUCAUUGCCUCUCGCUUUGACUCCACCACCGGAUCAAUCAAAGCUACAAACUUCCCAGAAUGCAAACUACUUAUCAUCGAAACUCUGAGCUUCCUCGCUUACAACAAUAAAGAUGUACAAGACAAAAUGAGAGAACUCCAGGGUCUGGAAGCGGUGCUGAGUAACUGUGUUAUCGACGAUAACGAUCCGUUCAUCAAAGAGCGGAGUAUCAUGUGCAUAAAAAUACUUCUUCAAGAUAAUCCGGAGAAUCAAAAGAUUGUUGCCAAGCUUGAAUCAAAAAGCGCAGUUCAUGACGAAACGCUAAGCCAAGCUGGUUAUGAAGUAAAUGUUGGCAAGGGUGGCAAGAUCCAGAUUGCUCCACCUACGAAACACUGA